Molecule: messenger RNA, 858 nt
Organism: Larimichthys crocea (large yellow croaker)
Lineage: Eukaryota; Metazoa; Chordata; Actinopteri; Sciaenidae
Exons: 6
Coding region: 88-765 (225 amino acids)
Source: RefSeq, a predicted model, not a curated record
AAAGGGGUAGAGGAGAAAAGGAAAGAGCGGUGGUAUUAAGAGAAAAUAACAUAUCAGGCACCCUGGGAGGGAGACACAUGAGCAGGGAUGGAAGGAGAGAGGGAGGAACAAGGAGAGAUCACCCAAAGUGGAACGACUUCUACCCAGGUUGACACACUGACUCAGAACUGCAGCGAAGAGAGCGACGUGCCCCAAAAGCUCCAGGAAUCAGAGGAGGACGACCAGGCUGACAAUGGGCCCUGUGAUGGAGAGGUUAGGGAGGAUCUAUAUAUUAGUGACGCGGAGACCUUACCACAGGAGAUUCACAGAGCCACAAACACACAAGACGGUGUUGACUGCCUCCCAUUGUCCCCCCUACCAACAGAGGAAGAGUUGACCCCCCCUUCAGUGUCAUGUCAUCCCUCCAGUACACAGAAUCGCCCGUCUGAACCCUGCUGGUAUUGCCUGAGGUCUCUUGACUCAGAGUUUUGUCCUGAAACUCCGAAACAGGAAGACUCAGAUCCUUUGGCACCACCACCCUCUAGUGGCCAGAAAGUGAGCUACCAGACAGACCCUCGACCUCACUUUGGCGUGGCUUGGUCCUCCCACUCCACAUGUCGCCCUCUGUGGGGCAGUGAAGGACCCUGCUGGGGGCGAAGAACCCAGGCAGUGUCUGAUCAGACACACAUCUGCCCUCACUGCCAUUUGGGGCUGCCCCCUGACACACUGCGAUGGCACGAGGCUAAGUGUCUACUGUUUGAAGGGCUGAGGAACUCAAAGAAAUAGUCGUCAUUUCAGACAGAUAAUGUUUGUACUUUGUAAAAAAUAAUGCUCUCUCCUCUGUGUAUGAAUGCUCUCAGGAAAUGAUUUGCACCUAAA